AUGUUGGGGUGUCGGUAUCGUCUUCGGCCCGUUCAGGCCGUGUGGCGUGGCGGAGGGGCCCUUCUCGAGGCUGCGCGCGCUUCUUCCUCCUCCUCGUCGUCUUUUUCGUCGUCUUCGUCUCCGUCUUCGUGGUCGCGAUCGAUCGUUGAAGGGGCUUCCACGGAGAAGCCCCCGCCGGGGGUUUCGCGGGUUCGCGACCCCCCACGGCAUCUCGCGCAGUACGGGCAACACGGCUACGACUUCCUUACCCACCUUCAGAGCCAUCGGGGGGGUUUCACGGAGGGGUUUAUGCGGCUGCGCGUCGGGGUUUACGUCGUGGGGGCGGUCGUCGUGGGGGUUUACGCGUUGGUGUGGGGCACCUCCUCCUCGUUUCACCUCACCACCGAUCCGGCGCCCUACCAAAACAGCAUUUUUGACGGUUUCCCCAGCGAUUACGUGAUUAUCGAGAAUCGGUGGACGGGCCGUCGACGGGUCGUGACGAUCGAUCCGGAAGAGGAAAGGAAGGAAAACGGGGUGGAAAAAGAGGAGGGGGAGGGAAAGCAUGCGGAAACGACCCCGCGGCGGAUCCGCGCGCGGACGAUCACCCUCCACCGCCUCUGGGAACGCCUCCACGUCUACCAACAAAAGGCGCGCGCGGUGGUGGUGGUCGACGCCGCGGCGGAGCUCUCGGCGGAUCGCUUCGUGCGCACCCCCACGGGGGUUUGCUGUGGCGAUCAGCUCUUUCCCGAUCCCAUCCCGGUGAUCUCGCGGGAAACCUCCACUUCCUCUUCUUCUUCUUCUUCGGCGGGGGAGCGAAUUUACGUCGAGGCGUGGAUUCGUCCGAGGGAGGGGGCGAAUCGAAUGCAGCGUGGGGCGCUGCCGGCGUUUGAGGCGGCCAUGCGGCGGGUGCUGCGGGAGCAGCUCUGCGCGCGUUAUCACGACCACCUCCUCGCCACGACGAAGGCGACGACGCGGGUUUACGCGGAGGAGCUCCUCCGUGGGGGGGUCGUCCGCGGUGGGGGGGUCGGCCUCGCGGCGGUCGUUCCCGAUCGCGCGGAUUUCGCGGCGGAGGUCCUCGCGGAGGUGCGGCGGCGGCUCGGCGAUGAUGUCAUCGUCUGCGAUUACGCGAUGCGGUUUUUUUGA
Messenger RNA from Phytomonas sp. EM1, 1122 nucleotides. Lineage: Eukaryota; Euglenozoa; Kinetoplastea; Trypanosomatida; Trypanosomatidae. The record is from the annotation of a GenBank genome assembly.